This is a messenger RNA of Blepharisma stoltei, 1553 nucleotides long. Lineage: Eukaryota; Ciliophora; Heterotrichea; Heterotrichida; Blepharismidae. The record is from the annotation of a GenBank genome assembly.
AUGGAAUCUGAUUUGAUAACUUCACAGACGUUUAUAGACCUCGGGAUUUCUAAAAAAUUCAUUUUAGACGCUCUUGAAUAUUUUAAUUUUCAAUAUUCCACCCAAGUCCAAGCCCAAGCUAUUCCUAAAGCUUUAUCAGGCGAAAAUUUAAUUGUCCAAGGCAGAAGUGGGACAGGGAAAACUUUAGCAUUUACUUCAAUUUCUUUAGAAGCCAUAAACCCUUCUGAAAAUAAGCCUCAAGCCUUAAUAAUAACCCCAACCAGAGAGUUAGCGAACCAAAUUUUUGAUUUUCUCAAUGAAAUGACCUUUACGUCUGACACUCCAAUAUAUUCAUUAAUGUGCUGUGGAGGCUAUUCAAGAGGAGACACUAUAAAAUCUCUUAAUCAAGGCAUUCACAUCGUGGUGGGAACAUUAGGGAGAAUAAAAGACAUGAUCACUUAUAAUUAUCUUUCUGUCGAAUUUCUAAAAAUUCUUAUCAUGGACGAAGCUGAUAAAAUUAUAUCAAGCUGCAGCUGACUUUUUCAAAAAAUCCCUAAAAAUACCCAAAUUUUGGCAUUUUCAGCGACUUAUUCUGAACAGUCUUUAUCUCAGCUUAAAAAAUAUAUUGAAAAUCCUCAAAUUAUAAAAUGUCAAGAAAAUGAUACAAAGUCAAAAGAACUGAAAGAAUUUUAUGCAGAAAGUGACGCGACUAUGCAGGCAAAAGUAACUAAAGUUUUGCAUAUUUUAAAUACAGUGCCUUUUCAUCAAGCUAUUAUUUUUUAUAAUAAUAAAGGAUCAGGAAAUGAUAUGGCAGCUAGAUUAAGAGGGUCAGGGUUUCCUUGUUUAUUUAUAUCAGGGGAUAUGCCUCAAAAUCAAAGGAUUGAGGUUAUGAGGUCAUUGAGGUUUUUAGGGAUCAGGGUUAUGCUAAGCACAGAUUUGGUAUUUUUUAUAUAGACUAGUAGAGGAAUUGAUGUACUUAAUGUAAAUUUGGUCAUAAAUUAUGACAUCCCAGACAGAUCUGACAUAUAUAUCCACAGAAUAGGCCGCGCCGGCAGGUUUGGGACGCCUGGAAUUGCAGUUACCCUGGUAUCAGGGCAGUCUGAUAUAGAAAAACUGCAAAAAUUCGCAAACCCAGAAAAUUUCGAUUUUUUUACAAAGGUAAGAAAAAUAUAUAGGAAAAUUUUAUACCAAUUGAGCUAUUAGAAGACGAAAAAGAAGCCUUCAAAAAAAUCACUAGCGAUGGGAAAGAAUGGGUAGAUGUUCCUAUUGAAGCAUCAAUUGAUAAUAAAUUUACAAUUCCAAUUGAUAUAGAAGAAGAUGAGUGGGUAGAUGUGACAGCUGAAGAAUCAAUUGAAAAAAGGUUCACAAUUCCUAUCACUCUAGAAGAUUUAUCAAAUUUAUCAUGCAGCUUGUGCGCUGAACUUGGGUUUUCCACACAUUGCCACUGCAAUACAUGCAAGGAAAAUUAUAAAAUUUUUAUUAAAUAGAAAAAUUAAUAGAAUUUAUUUUUAAUUUAUAGAAAAUUAGAUAAUAGAGCAUAUAUUUAUAUUACUAAAUAUUUAAAGCCAGAAUAA